Messenger RNA from Salmo salar (Atlantic salmon), 6571 nucleotides. Lineage: Eukaryota; Metazoa; Chordata; Actinopteri; Salmoniformes; Salmonidae. The record is from RefSeq and is a predicted model, not a curated record.
CCUCUGUCUGAGUGAUAUUUCUGCAGAAAGCCACGUCUAUCCACCGUGUAGGAGUGGACGCAACAAUCAUACGACGCUGCUACUGAUGAUGCGAGCGCAGAUCUAAUGGAAUGAAUGAAUUCGCUUCAGAACGGCAGCGUCCUCCAUUGCAUCAUUUCACAAAUCUCACCAGGAGAAAACCAAUGACCGGACAACACAAGACAUCCCACAACAGGACGCGUCUAAAAAACUGACGGAACACAGCGGAGCGGUAGAUAGGGUGUCUCCAAAAACCAGGCGACCUGAAUGAAACCGCGUCAAUAAGGACACUUCUCUGAGGCUUCUCUGGACCAAUAAGGUGGCAUGGCUGGCCUGUCGUUCUGUGGCAACAAUGUGACCAAGAAUGCCUACAGUGUGGAUACGGGGAUGUUGAACAAUGGCUGCUUCGUGGACGCCCUCAACCUGGUCCCUCACGUCUUCCUGCUCUUCAUCACCUUCCCCAUCCUCUUCAUUGGCUGGGGCAGUCAGAGCUCUAAGGUUCAGAUCCACCAUAACACCUGGCUCCACUUCCCUGGACACAACCUGCGCUGGAUCCUCACAUUUACUCUGCUGUUUGUCCACGUCUGUGAGAUCGCCGAGGGGAUCGUCUCCAACAAACAGAUGGACACCAAUCACCUCCACCUCUUUAUGCCAGCGUUUAUGGGUUUCAUAGCAGCCACUACAUCUGUGGUGUACUACCACAACAUAGAAACCUCCAACUUCCCCAAACUACUGCUGGCUCUGUUUAUCUACUGGGUUCUGGCGUUCAUCACCAAGUCCAUCAAGCUGUGGAAGUUUGCAGAGUACGGUGUUGGAGUGCUGCACCUGAGGUUCUGUAUCACAGCCCUGCUGGUCGUUCUGUACGGACUCCUCAUGGCUGUAGAGAUCAACGUCAUCAGGGUCAGGAGGUACGUGUUCUUCGCCAACCCCCAGAAGGUAAAGCCUCCAGAGGACCUUCAGGACCUGGGCGUGAGGUUCCUCCAGCCCUUCGUCAACCUCCUCUCCAAGGCCACAUACUGGUGGAUGAACCCCCUGAUUAUAGGAGCCCAUAAAAGACCCAUUGAGCUGAAGAAGAUAGGCAAGCUCCCCAUCGCCAUGAGAGCCCUCACCAACUACCUGAAGCUCAAAGACGCCUACGAGGAUCAGAGGCAGAAUGCCGAGGACCCAGAGAAGGCUCCAUCCAUCUGGCGUUCUAUGUACCGGGCGUUUGGCCGACCCAUCCUCCUCAGCAGUACCUUCCGUUACCUGGCUGAUCUGCUGGGCUUCGCCGGGCCGCUCUGCAUCUAUGGCAUCGUCGAACAUCUCAACAAAAAGCCCGUCAAGGAAGGGAGUGUGGUCCCCUAUUUUGAGGUCUACUUCAUGUCGUCCAACGAGCUGCUCCAGAAUACGUCAGUGCUGGCUGUUCUGCUGUUCCUGGCCCUGGUGCUACAGCGAACCUUCCUACAGGCCUCCUACUAUGUCACCAUAGAGACCGGCAUCAACCUCCGUGGAGCCCUGCUGGCGAUGAUCUACAACAAGAUCCUUCGUCUAUCCACCUCUAACAUGUCCAUGGGAGAAAUGACCCUGGGCCAGAUCAACAACCUGGUUGCCAUAGAAACCAACCAGCUCAUGUGGUUCCUCUUCCUGUGUCCCAACCUCUGGGCCAUGCCAGUGCAGAUUGUGAUGGGCGUGAUCCUGCUGUACUACCUGCUGGGAACCAGUGCUCUGAUUGGAGCUUCAGUCAUCGUGCUGCUGGCUCCAGUCCAAUACCUGAUCGCUACCAAGCUGGCUGACACCCAGAAGAGCACCCUGGACCAGUCUACGGAGCGUCUGAAGAAGACCACAGAGAUUCUGAAGGGGAUCAAGCUGCUGAAGCUGUACGCCUGGGAGAACAUCUUCUGUGACAGUGUAGAAGAUACCAGGGGCAAGGAGCUCACCAGCCUCCGCACCUUCGCCCUCUACACUUCCAUGUCUAUUUUUAUGAAUGCUGCUAUCCCCAUCGCUGCUGUGCUUGUGACGUUUGUCAGCCACGCCCUGAUCAACAAGUCCAAACCCAGCUCCUCGGAGGCCUUCGCUGCUCUGGCCCUCUUCCACAUCCUGGUUACCCCACUGUUCCUGCUCUCCACCGUGGUCCGCUUCGCAGUCAAGGCCAUGGUCAGCGUCCAGAAGCUGGGUGAGUUCCUGCAGAGCGAUGAGAUUGGCGAUGACAGCUGGAGGAACGGAGACAUGUCUGUGUCCCUAGAGGCCUGUAAGAAACACCCUGGGGCGACCAAGGCUAUAAACAGGAAGCAGCCCCUGCUCUACCAGAUGGACAGCUAUGAGCAGCCAGCACGCAGACCACUGCGACCCAACGAGACUGAGGACGUGGCUGUCAAGGUGAACAGUGGAUUCUUCACAUGGGGAAGCAACUUGUCAACGUUGUCCGACAUCAACAUCUGCAUUCCAACAGGUCAGCUGACCAUGAUCGUUGGCCAGGUGGGUUGUGGGAAGUCGUCCCUGUUGCUGGCCAUGCUGGGAGAGAUGCAGACCCUCAGUGGAAAGGUCUACUGGAGCAAACUGCCUGUGAGUGAGAUGCUGCACGAGGCCAACAGUUGUUUUGAGACGGACGGGUCUUUUGAAGAAACCAGGAGUAAGAACAGGUACUCUGUGGGCUACGCUACCCAGAAGUCUUGGCUGCUGAAUGCCACCGUGGAGGAUAACAUCACGUUUGGCAGUCCCUUCAACAAACAGAGAUACAAGACUGUGAUUGAUGCCUGCUCCCUGCAGCCUGAUGUAGACCUCCUGCCCUUCGGAGACCAGACGGAGAUCGGAGAGAGGGGGAUCAACCUGAGUGGAGGCCAGAGACAGAGGAUAUGUGUGGCUCGGGCUCUCUACCAGAACACCAACAUAGUCUUCCUGGAUGACCCGUUCUCAGCGCUGGACAUCCACCUGAGUGACCACCUGAUGCAGGAGGGCAUCCUGAAGUUCCUACAGGAUGAUAAACGCACCGUGGUCCUGGUCACACACAAACUGCAGUACCUCAUCCAUGCUGACUGGAUCAUAGCCAUGAAGGAUGGCUCAGUGCUGAGGGAAGGCACACUGAAGGACAUUCAGACUCAUGAUGUAGAGCUGUAUGAACACUGGAAGACCCUGAUGAACAGACAGGACCAGGAACUAGAGAAGGACACUGAGAUUGAUAACUGUCAGACUGCUCUGGAGAGGAAGACCCUGAGAAGAGCUUUCUACUCCAGAGAGGCCAAGAACCAGGUCGACGAUGACGAAGAAGAGGAGGAAGAGGAGGAGGAAGAUGACGACAACAUGUCGACGACCACCAGUCGGCGCUCUAAGAUCCCGUGGAGGGUGUGCUGGCAGUACCUGUCCUCUGGUGGCUUCCUCAUGGUCUUCCUCAUGGUCUUCUCCAAGCUGCUGAAACACUCCGUCAUGGUCGCCAUCGACUACUGGCUGGCCGAAUGGACUGCUAAAGGCAAUGUCCCAGUCAAUGGGACUGCUAAUGGCAAUGUCCUAGUCAAUAGGACUGCUUAUGGUGAUGUCCUAGUCAAUAGGACUGCAUAUGGUGAUGUCCUAGUCAAUAGGACUGCAUAUGGCGAUGGCCCAGUCAAUGGGACUGCUUAUGGUUAUGCCCCAGACUUUGGAAAUGUUACAAGAGACUUUGUAAAUGCCUCUGCAGCAGCUGUCUUCUCCAAUUGGACAAACUCAGCGGCUGGUCUGCCUGACUCCUACUAUGUGCCAGUGUUUAUCAUCCUGUGUGGAGCGGGGAUAGCCCUGUGUCUGAUCACCUCUCUGACCGUGGAGUUCCUGGGUCUGUCUGCUGCUACCAACCUGCACCACAACCUGCUCAACAAGAUCAUCCACGCACCCAUCAGAUUCUUUGACGUGACCCCCUUGGGCCAGAUCCUGAACCGUUUCUCAGCUGACACCAACAUCAUAGAUCAGCACAUCCCUCCUACCCUGGAGUCUUUGACCCGCUCCACUCUGCUCUGCCUGUCAGCCAUCGGGGUCAUAGCGUUUGUCACCCCAAGCUUCCUCAUCGCUCUGAUUCCUCUGGCUGUGUCCUUCUACUUUAUACAGAAGUACUUCCGGGUCGCCUCAAAGGACCUUCAGGACUUAGAUGACUCCACCCAGCUUCCUCUGCUCUGCCACUUCUCUGAGACUGCAGAGGGACUAACCACCAUCCGAGCAUUCAGACAUGAAUCUCGAUUCAAGCAGAAGAUGCUGGAGCUGACAGAUACCAACAACACAGCCUACCUGUUCCUCUCUGCUGCCAACCGCUGGUUGGAGGUCAGAACGGACUACCUGGGUGCUGUCAUUGUGCUAACAGCAGCAGUAGCCUCAAUAUGGAGCUCUGGCAAGAACCUUCCCUCUAGCAUGGUGGGGUUAGGCCUGACCUACGCCCUUACAGUGACCAACUACCUGAACUGGGUGGUGAGGAACCUGGCUGACUUAGAGGUCCAGAUGGCUGCUGUCAAGAAGGUCAACAGCUUCCUGAGUACAGAGUCUGAGAACUACGAAGGCUCCAUGGAUACCUCCCAGGUCCCCGAGGACUGGCCCCAGCAUGGAGAGAUAAAGAUCCAGGAUCUGUGUGUCCGUUACGACCCCCUUCUGAAGCCUGUCCUCAAACACGUUAAUGCCUACAUCAACCCUGGACAGAAGGUGGGCAUCUGUGGACGCACAGGAAGUGGAAAGUCCUCCCUCUCUCUGGCCUUCUUCAAUAUGGUGGACGUGUUUGAAGGGCAGAUCAUCAUUGAUGGUAUAGACAUCUGUAAGUUGCCCCUUCAGACCCUGAGGUCUCGUCUGUCCAUCAUCCUCCAGGACCCGGUGCUGUUCAGCGGAUCCAUCCGGUUUAACCUGGACCCAGAGCGUACCUGUACUGAUGACAGACUGUGGGAGGCGCUAGAAAUCGCCCAGCUGAAGAACAUGGUCAAAGCCCUUUCUGGGGGACUGGACGCGGUGGUGACAGAGGGAGGGGAGAACUUCAGUGUGGGUCAGAGGCAGUUGUUCUGUCUGGCCAGAGCCUUCGUCAGGAAGAGCUCCAUCCUCAUUAUGGACGAAGCCACUGCAUCCAUCGACAUGGCAACGGAGAAUGUCUUACAGAAGGUGGUGAUGACAGCCUUCGCCGACCGAACAGUCGUCACUAUUGCACACCUGGUGUCCUCCAUCUUGGAGGCUGAACAGGUGCUGGUGUUCUCCGCGGGGCAGCUAGUGGAGUGUGACUCUGCAGUCAACCUGCUAGCACAGCAGGACAGCCUCUUCAGUGUCUUAGUGAGGACUCACAAGUAGGCCCUGUCCCAGCCUGCCUUCCAGGCCUCUACAGCCUCCCGGCAUCGUGUCCACACCAUCCUGGAAGCUGACCUGGUGAUCGUGAUGAAGCGAGGGAACAUCUUAGAGAUCGACAAACCAGAGACCCUUCUGGAGAACGAGGACGGCAUGUUUGCUUCCUUCGUCAGGGCUGACAUGUAGGCUCACACACUGUCAGCCAGCACACCAUCAGUCAGUCUAUCUAUCAAUUAAUCAGCCUCCUCAGUGUUUCCCACAAUGCUUAGGUGGGGCGCAGAGUUCCAGAUAUUAUUACCAUUAUUGACUGAAGCUCAUACUGUAGGUUUUAGACGGGGGAAAUGGAGCCAGGCCGGUUGACCACCUCCACUUGGUAAUGGUAGGGGAAACACUGCUUCCCAAAGCACCACUGAUGGCCUUCUUCUGUUGAUUAUUGGUAAUGUAUUAGUUAUUGAGUGAUUGAUUGAUUGAUUGAAUGAGUGACCUAUUAACUUGGUUGUGUAAGGAUCACAAUCGGUCGUAUAAUAUGAUUACAAUUUUACAAAGCUUUACUUAAAUGUUUUACGUUUAAAUGAUAUCUUUUGUUACACUUAUUACUAGAUGAUGUAUGUGUAUAUAUAUAUAUAUAUAUAUAUAUGUAUAUAUUUUACACCAUUAUUCAUAGGUAAGCAAUAAGCAGGUAUAAUGUAGUAUUACUACAUUGGUACGAACACUGUAGGGUAUAUCGCUGGAGCAUUUUUAGCCCGGUGACCCUUUGUCUGUCUGAUUAGAUGCGAUGCUGACUGAACCAUGGGACUGUGGACAUUUAGUGGUCACUGACUCCUCUUUGAAAAAGGACAGCUUUCACCGAAUGGGUGUUCUCUAAAGGACUGAAUCUUAAUGUGCACGCCUAACUUCAACUUAUACAGAACUGGUGUACUGUAAACCAUACAUUCAUGUCAAGAUGUAUGUGAAAACUUGGAGUUAUGCAUGUUGGUGUUAAGUUAAGAUCCAGACCUAAAUGAUAAGGGAAGAUUCCGCUUUCUUCUGCCUACCAUAAGCCAGGCCAGCGUUAGUUUCUACCAUACAUGGUGCUGGCUGGUGUAAUUGGUAAGGAAAGUGGUUUAUAUUUUCAGUAUUAAACCUGGUUUCUGGGGAGCUGUGCCACUGUCCCACUGUAGUACCUGAAUAUUUAUAGUUAUUUUGCAUAUCGAACAAUGAGAAUUUUAUAUUGACUUCUUUGUAUUGUAUUAUAGCCUGAAUGCCAAACUGAUUGUUGUAAGGUACACUUUGAAGAAUUUCAGUAUCUGUUUUUACCACCAUA